Messenger RNA from Zalophus californianus (California sea lion), 797 nucleotides. RefSeq names its product membrane spanning 4-domains A15 (gene MS4A15). Gene Ontology annotation, biological process: cell surface receptor signaling pathway. NCBI's taxonomy places the organism in Eukaryota, Metazoa, Chordata, Mammalia, Carnivora, Otariidae. The transcript has 7 exons. The record is from RefSeq and is a predicted model, not a curated record. The coding region runs from base 69 to 797 and encodes 242 amino acids. Gene Ontology annotation, cellular component: plasma membrane.
GCAGCUGCGGGCGAGCAGAGUGCGCGGCGCGGGCACAGCGGCGGAGGCAGCCCGUCCCUCCGAGCACCAUGUCCGCAGCUCCCGCCAGCGACGGGGUGUUUGUCGUCCUCCCGCCCAGCAACGCCCCUGGCCUCCGCCCACCUCCGGCCAACCUGCCUGCCUCCAGGUGCCAGCCCCCCGGGGUCCUGCAGUUCGAGGAGCCGCCGCUGGGGGCGCAGACGCCAAGGGUCACCCAGCCGCCCGACCUGCGGCCCAUGGAGACAUUCCUGACCGGAGAGCCCAAAGCUUUAGGGACCGUGCAGAUCCUCAUCGGCCUCAUCCACCUGGGCUUCGGCAGCGUGCUGCUCAUGGUCCGCCGCGGUCACGUAGGGAUGCUCUUCAUCGAAGGCGGCGUCCCCUUCUGGGGAGGAGCCUGCUUUGUCAUCUCUGGGUCGCUCUCAGUAGCAGCCGAGAAGAGCCACACCAGCUGCCUGGUGCGGAGCAGCCUGGGGACGAACCUUCUUAGUGCCAUUGCAGCCUUUGCGGGGACAGCCAUUCUGCUCAUGGAUUUUGGUGUCACUAACUGGGAUGUGGGCAGGGGCUAUCUGGCCGUGCUUACCAUCUUCACCAUCCUCGAGUUCUUCAUCGCGGUAAUUGCCACCCACUUUGGGUCCCAAGCCACCCGCGCUCAAGCCAACACGCCUGUGAUUUUCCUGCCCAACGCCGUCAGCACGGACUUCAACAUCCCCAGCCCCGCAGCCUCUCCGCCCCCCGCCUAUGACAAUGUGGCAUAUAUGCCCAAGGAGUCAUCCGAGUAG